ACUGAAAAUAAAAUUGCAAAAAAGCUUAAAAAUUAGAUUCUUCAAAUAAGCUGAAAAUAAAAUUGCUGAAAAAAAUAGUAUGGCACCGAAGCGUAAGAAUGAAUCAGAGGAAAGUCGAACCAAACGCCUUAAAUAUCAAAGGGAAUAUAAUGCAAACCGACGUGCUAAAGAAACAGACGAUGAACAUUCCCGCCGAUUAGAAACCCAGCGUAGACAAGAGGUCAAUGCGGGGCAAAUGAAACACUUAAUGCGCAUUCCAAACGUGCCGAAAAACGACGUGAAAAUGAAUGUAAGGCACGGGAGAAUGCAACCCCUGAAGCACGUUCCACCCAUUUAGAAGGCCGACGUGAAAAGCAUCGAAAUGUACGAAGAAAUGAAACAGAGGUUGAAAGGAUCCAUCGACUAAAAAAUACUGCUGCCAAAAAAUGCCCAGCAUCACGCGUAGGCAGAACUGGUGAAAAUACUAAACAAAUUCAAGUACACUGCUGUGGGAAUAUGAACCAGAAAUGUCUGACAUGUAAUGCACUCCAUUUUAAACUGGAAUGUACAAAGGAAGGAAAGGGAACAUACUCCCAUUGUUUUCAUAAUGGAAAAGCUAAUCUAAGCUAUCAACCUAUCCAAAUUAUAUGGGCACUUUAAUGACUGGCCAAACAACUGCAGCAAAAUCAUUCCGUGAUAAUAUUCGUUCAUACAAUAGUGCGCUCUCAUUUGCAUCAAUGGGUGCUAGAAUAGAAGUUCCAGAGGGCCACGGUCCGUACGUCUAUAAAAUUCAUGGUACCAUCCAUCACCUGACUUCAAAUAUGCACCCUGAAAACGGCAGGAGAUCAUUUCCGCAAAUGUACGUAUUAGAUUCCUCAAUAGCAGCUGAAGAGCGGAUGCAAAUUUCUGCUAAUAGAAAUUGCUCUGCUUUAGUUAUGAAAAACUUAGAUGAAGAGAUUCGACAAAUAAACCCGUUUGCAGGUGCAUUUAAAAUGAUGAACGAGUAUGAGGAUCAAAUUAAGCACACAUACGGUUCAGAAGCUGCUUGUUCUGUCCGAAUGUAUAUUCAAGAUACAAAACCAAAUGCUGAACAACACUCUGCGAGAUAUAACGCGCCAAGGGCCAAUGAAAUUGCUAUUGUUUUUGCGAGUAGCGAUGGCGCUCCACCAAGUAAUAGGGAUAUAUGCAUUCACCCGAAAGGAAAAUCCCUAAUCAAUAUCCACCAAUUGAAUCCAAAUUGCGAUCCUAUGUCAUACGUAUUGCUAUUUCCUCACGGUGACAAAGGGUGGACUACUACUGACAGGACGAAAUAUUCACAGCUUCAAUUUUACAGUUUUCGACUCUCCGUGAGGGAAGAGUUUAGCCCUAUAUUCUAUGCAGGGAAACUCCUACAGCAGUACAUUGUUGAUGCUUAUGUGAAAGUGGAAAGUAGUCGGCUUGACUACCUUCGUAACAAUCAGAAAGACCUGCGGGUUGAAUCAUAUUUAGGACUUAUGGAUCAUGUACACUCUUUAGCUGCAGAAGCUGGAGUUCAGGCAGGAGUGCCCGUAAUAUUACCAUCAACCUUUAUAGGGAGCCCAAGGGCAAUGCAACAAAAUUUUCAAGAUGCCAUGACAAUUGUUAGAGAAUACGGAAAACCAUCAUUAUUUAUUACAUUUACUUGCAAUCCGAAGUGGCCAGAAAUAAAAUCCAAUCUACUUCCGGGACAGCACGGAAAUAAUAGGCCGGAUAUUGUUGCAAGAGUAUUCGAUAGAAAGAAAAAAAAUUAUUGCUGAAAGAAAUUACAAAAGAUGGAAUCUUUGGCCGAGUAGAUGCGUAUAUUUAUGUAAUAGAAUUCCAAAAACGCGGUCUUCCUCACAUGCACUUGCUGGUGCAUUUGGCAGAUGAAGAUCAAAUCAGACAAAUUGAAGAUAUUGAUAAAAUAGUUUGUGCUGAACUACCUGACCCCGUUGUUGAUCCCGCCCUAUAUAAAACUGUUAAGUCAUCAAUGGUGCAUGGCCCGUGCGGGGAAAUAAACCCUUAUAGCCCCUGCAUGGAGGACCGGGAAUGCACAAAAGGCUACCCAAAAAAAUUUAAAUUGGAAACAAAAAAGAAUGUUGAUGGUUAUCCAAUUUAUCGUCGGCGGAACAAUGGCAAUAGUUUUGAAACUAGAGGGAUUGAAGUUGACAAUCGGUGGAUUGUUCCUUACAAUCCUUACUUGACAAAGCGAUACGACGCUCAUAUAAACGUUGAAAUAUGCAGCUCGAUCAAGUCAAUCAAAUAUCUAUUUAAAUAUGUAUACAAAGGUCAUGAUUGCGCUAAUGUGGAACUGAAACAAGAUGAGCCAAACGUCUUGCAUUGGGACGAAAUAACCACUUUCCUUGACGCAAGAUACGUUUCGGUACCUGAGGCGAUGUGGCGUCUAUUAGAAAAGCGAAUGCAUGAGAAAUCGCACACAGUUUUUCGAUUAGCAGUGCAUUUGGAAAACUUGCAGCCUGUAUAUUUCCUUAAAAAUGUGGAACAGGUUGCUCUGGACAAAGCUAGAACCAAAAAGAGUCAUUUACUUGCGUGGCUUGAGCUAAAUAAAGCAAGUUCUACUGCACACGGGGUACUAUAUCCUGAUAUUCCUAAAGCAUACACAUUUUCCCAAAAUGCAUGGAAAGCAAGAUGCCAAGUCUCGAAAGGCGAACGUGUUAUCAGUAGAAUGUAUUCAGUGAGCCCUAAAGACAUUGAAAGAUUUCAUUUAAGAAUGCUUCUUAACCAUGUACCUGGAGCAUGCUCAUUUGAAGAUUUGCGCACGUUUGAUGGGGUAAUUUAUGAAACGUUCAAAGAAGCGUGUCGAGCAAGGCAAUUGCUUCGCGGAUGAUUUGGAAUGGCACAACUCACUGACGGAGGCAUGCAUUUCUCAGAUGCCCAAGCAACUAAGGCAAUUGUUUGUGUUUAUUUGUGUUUUCUGUGGACCUUCAGAGCCAUUAAACAUUUGGAAUACAUUUCAGCAACACUUUAUCGUAGACUAUCUGCAGGAGUUUGAUAUUGACGAGAACACAUCCCGAGCGCUAAUUGAUGUUCAGAAAAUGGUUCUUUCUUUGUCAUAUUUCGAAUGCUAUCUGCCAUUCAUUAUCAAGACAUUGAUAGAAAAUUUGUCACGAAGGUUGUCUGAAAAAAUUAGUGGUUAAUCUUGCAGAAUCAGAAUUGUUGUCAUUUUGUGGCGUUGGAUACUGAGGUCAAGUUUUGAGUGAUAAAAAAUACGUAUUUCAUUUUAUUUGUGUCAUGUACAAGUUUAACAUGAUGAAAUGUAAUAACAUAUUAUUACAUUUCAUUCUUUAAUAUUUUUAGGAGUGGUCUCAUUCUGUACAAUUUGUGGGGAACAGACUGAAGCCCCCAUGUCCACUCAGCAGAGGAUCGCAGCCCGCGAGUGGGCCGCUAUCAUACAGGCCCGCGGAGGGUUUGUGCGCCCUAGAGCUGGCCGUGCCUCCUCAAUUCGGCAGCCUGCCGCGGCUGCCGCAGCGGGACCGACUACCCCUCGGGGCCGUCAAACACUCCGCCCGCGCCAUCCUCGCCACCAGCAGGUCAACAACCCGUCGACGGUGCCCUUCCAAUGGAUGAGGACGAGAUUCUACGAGAUGAUUCGGCCGACAUUUGACUGUUACAUUCAUUACUCCACAUACAUAAUCAUCAGAGUCUCCGUCAAUUUCACAAUUUGAAUUAUUUUCUAUGACCCAAAGUUAAAAGAUAACGACAGAAUUAUUAAUUUUGCAUGUCAAUUUAUA
Folsomia candida is the source of this 3728-nucleotide messenger RNA. RefSeq lists its product as uncharacterized. The transcript is spliced from 2 exons. The coding region runs from base 627 to 1754 and encodes 375 amino acids. The record is from RefSeq and is a predicted model, not a curated record. Lineage: Eukaryota; Metazoa; Arthropoda; Collembola; Entomobryomorpha; Isotomidae.